GGCGCGCGGGCGGCGGCGAUGAGUGCCUCUGCGGCCACCGGGGUCUUCGUGCUGUCCCUCUCGGCCAUCCCCGUCACCUAUGUCUUCAACCACCUGGCGACCCAGCACCAGUCCUGGACAAUUGUAGGGUUUGCUGCCCUCAUCCUGCUCCUGGUAGCUCUGUUGGCCAGAGUCCUCGUCAAAAGAAAACCACCCCGGGACCCGUUGUUCUAUGGUACGUACGUCUCUAUGGCAGGGAAACCAUUCGUGUUCCCUGAAGAUCUCGACAGGGCGGCCCUGGCACCCACCUGUAAAGAAGCAGGAAGUGAAGGAGUAUUUCAGGAUGACGUGGCCCUCACCUCCAAACUAAGCCUCUCUCAGGCUGUGGACCCUCCACUCUCCCAGCUGGAAGUCCAGGAAAGGAGCUCCCUUGAGAGUCAAGUGUACGCAGUUUUUGGAUUUACCAGCGUGGUGAACCUCAUCAUAGGACUGGAACAGGACGGAGUCAUUGACGGGUUCAUGACGUACUACCUGAGAGAGGGUGAACCGCAUCUGAACACUGCGCACGGGCACGUGAUCUGCUACUGGGACGGCUCUGUGCAUUAUCUGAUGUAUCUGGUGAUGGUGGCAGCCAUAGCCUGGGAGGAAAGUUAUAGAACCAUUGGUCUAUACUGGCUUGGAUCUAUUACUAUGAGUGUUAUUGUUUUUGUGCCAGGAAACAUUGUAGGGAAGUAUGGAACACGCAUUUGCCCUGCUUUUUUCUUAAGCAUACCAUACACUUGUCUUCCUGUGUGGGCUGGUUUCAGAAUCUAUAAUCAGCCAUCAGAAAAUUACAAUUAUCCUUCAAAGGUCAUUCAAGAAGUCCAAGCGAAGGACCUGCUGAGAAGACCAUUUGAUUUAAUGUUGGCUAUAUGUCUCCUCCUGGCAACUGGAUUUAGCCUGUUUAGAGGCUUGAUUGCUUUGGAUUGCCCAGCUGAGCUCUGCCGAUUUUAUGCACAAUUUCAAGAGCCCUAUCUGAAGGAUCCUGCUGCUUACCCGAAAAUCCAGAUGCUGGCUUAUCUGUUCUAUUCUGUCCCUUACUUUGUGGUUGCACUUUAUGGCUUAGUGGUGCCCGGAUGCUCCUGGAUGGCUGACAUAACACUGAUUCACGCUGGAGGUCUUGCUCAGGUACUAAGAAUAUGCUCCAUUACGAAAGUUUACUGGGAAUUUGGCCUGGCAUGGUUGAGUAUCUGAAAAACGUCUCUGCUCAGUAUUUUAGGGUAGGAAAUACUAAUCAGACAUGGUGUCCCCUUUGGUUUUACAGUUCUUUAGAAGACGUUUUUGCAUAUACAUUACAUUUAAAUCUCACAGUAGCUACCUGGUAG
This is a messenger RNA of Pteropus alecto (black flying fox), 1343 nucleotides long. It is a transcript of the gene TM6SF1, whose product is annotated as transmembrane 6 superfamily member 1. The coding region runs from base 19 to 1212 and encodes 397 amino acids. Gene Ontology annotation, cellular component: lysosomal membrane. Lineage: Eukaryota; Metazoa; Chordata; Mammalia; Chiroptera; Pteropodidae. The transcript is spliced from 9 exons. The record is from RefSeq and is a predicted model, not a curated record.